UCAACUGUCAAAAAUAUUAAAGAACUCAAAGGUUGUUGGAUGUUUUAUCAUUGUUUACGUUAAUAAAAUUAUUAACAAAAUUAAAUCAUUAGGAAAUGGUGAAGUUAUAUCUGGAUAUGCAAUUAAAUCAAGAAUGAUUUGCAUAUUGUCACAUUUUGUCUCGGUUUAUUAGUAAAGAGAAAGUUUUGGACAUUGCGCGGCCAUAUUGCCUACUUUUCCCAAAUUCCUAUAAUGGAAAACGUACAAGAGAAUCGUCUAACAGAUGAUGAAGAGGAUCUGGAAGCAUUACGUUUAGCAGCAUUACAAUCAUUAAAAAAGAAAAAUGAUGCAACAAAUGGGUCUCUCGAACCAGCUUUUCAUAGUUCUAGAAGGGAAGAUCAGGUCUUGAGACAAGGAAAAUCUCAUAAAGGAUUUACAAAUAACAGGAGAUAUUUUGGAGGUCGUGGACCAAAAAAUGGUCACUAUCAAGGAAACAAUACUAGAGUAAGACAAAAUAAUUUAAUUUCAAUUAGAACAGUUGUGGAAGAUCAAACAGUUAAAGACUUAGAUAAUAAUUCAACAUUAAGCUUACCUCAGGACAGAUAUACUGGAGGCAAGGAAAAAUCUAACAAAACCGAUGAAUCUUCAAGCAAAUUUGAUCGAUAUAAUGAUACAGAUAAAUCUGAUGAGGAGUCGGAAGAAGAAAAUGCUAAAAGUGGGUCAGAUAAUGACGGUAGCACUCCAAAACUUGAAAGAAAUGAUAGUCUUGAAGCCAUAAUGCAGGAGUUAGAAGAUGAAAUAACAGGAAAAUCUAAAAAUAAAGAUAAGGAAGUGAAGCAGGAGAAAGAUAAACAAAAGUCUAAAAAAGGAAAUGACUUACCAGUUGUUGAAAAUGUAGUAAGUGAUGUAAAGCCAACUCCAGAGUUAUGUCCUCCUGAAAAGACAGUAGAGGCUCCUAAAGAACCUGUUUUAGAGCCAGUUAUAGGUGUGGCGAAUCGAAAAGAAUCACCAGAGAAAAGUGAACCUCCACCACUUCGAAAAAGGAAGAAAGUUUUCCCGAAUAGAAGGGAAUUUCAAGGUUACAGACGUCCUAGACGAACUCCUCCCUACCCAGAACCACCUUUUAUACCAAAUAUACCACCGGUUCCUUUUCCUCCAAUGUUUAAUCCACAUUUUAGGCCCCCAAAUGUGGCAGUACCCCCUCCACCUGUUCCGUUCUAUGAGCGACCUUUAUCACCAUUGUCGAUCAAUGCAGAUACAUUGCAAGCUCAAACUAGAGCUCCCCUUUCACCGAGAAGCGCCGCUUUUGUUUUGGAGAACAGGGCUAUCAUAGAAAAAAGAAAAAGGUCGCCGAGGCGGUCGUAUUCGAGGAGUCCCUCGCCUAGAAGGAGGUCGCCCAAUCCCCUGAGAAGGUCGAUUUCGCCAAGGCGGAGGUCGAGGUCGCCCAGGAGGAGGUCAAAGAGUCCCAGAAGAAGGUCGUUGAGUCCCAAAGUGAGGCAGUUCAGUCCAAAGGCGAGAGCUUUCAGUCCGAGGCCGAGGGGGUUGUUGAGUCCGCCGCACAGUCCGAAAUUGAGGCUGGGCAGUCCAAAGCAGAGGCAGGGCAGUCCAAAGCAGAGGCAGGGUAGUCCAAAACUGAGGCCGGUUAGUCCAAGACGACGGUCAAUGUCGCCGAAAAGAAGGGAUAAGAAGGAAUCAGAUCAGUCAUCUAAACAGAAACCUAGUAUAAGAGACCGACUCGGCUUGAAAAACCCUCCAAAAUCUGACAACAAAGAGUCAGCAGAAAAACCCGAACCCUCUAAAGUCCAAAAGGAAGAAAAAGUCCUCGAUCCUGUCUUAGAGGCUCGAAAAAAGAAAUUUGAAUCUAAGGAAAUCAAAGUCAAAGAAGGCGUUAUAAGGCUGAAACCCAAGGACGAAGCCAAGCCAGAAAAGAACGAAGAGAUCGCGAAUGAAGAGAUUAAAAAAGAAGAUACCGAAAAAGUAACCUCUUCAGAAGUAUCUGAAAAGGAAGACGAUAUUGUCAAAGACCUUGAAGCUCUCUUAAAAGAAGAUAUUCUCUUGGUUGAUGACGCUUUAGAACUGGAUCACAAAACCGAUCUCCUGUUUUCUGAUGAAGAAUCAGGCAGUGAAAAUGAGGGUAGAUUCAAAGUCAAACAACCUAACCUCAAAAAACCCGCCGCUGCGUUGCCGUUUACUAAGUUAGUGAACGGGGAAAAGGAAAAACCGGCAACGGUUAAAAGAAGAAGACUGUCAGACAGGCCAUCUUCUCGAGCUUCGCCAGCUGCCCAAAGAAAAAUUAAGCUAGUCAGUCCAGAAAGGACGAAAGAUUCUAAACGAAGCAGGACGAGCAGGUCGUCUUCCGUGAGGAAUCUCUCAGUAAAGAAGGAACGGCAUCCUGUGGAAAGGAGGUUUGAAAGAAAGAUUGAGAUCAAAAUUAAAAAUCCUUCAAAGUACGAGAAGGAGGACAAAAGCAGGCAUGAAAAGAGACAGGAGGAGAAAAAGGAGCAGAAAGUUGAAAGGAAAGUUGAGGUGGAAAAUCAGUUGAAGAUCGAUGAAGAUGAUGAUGAUGAUUUUGAAACUGAGAUUAUUAUAGAGCAUGAUGAGGACGAAGUGGAGAAUAACGUUAAAGAUGACGAUUUGAGGACGCAGUUAAGCAAAAAAAGAGCAGAAAAAUUAAGCAAACACACAAAAGGCGAGGCCGUCCCAUCCAGAUUGUUGCAAAGCGCUCUCCAGAAUGCCCUACCGCUAAAAAAGUCUAAGAAACCAAAAUCACAAGAACUAUCUUCCAGUGAAGCGAAAUUACCGAUACACUUGAGGCUGGGCACUUGUGGUUUGGAAACGUUCAGUAAGCCGAAACGGAAAUCGAGGAAAAGGAAGAACGGCGAGACCGAAGGCCAGGUGUAGAGAAAAGAAAAAAUCGACAAGAGACAAACAAGACCCGCCGAAAAUUCGGGAUUAACGACCUGGAUAUGUGGCAAAAAACAGACUUUUAAUUAUCGUUUUAAAGUGACAUUGUUUCUUUUAUUUUUUUUUAAUUAAUUUCUAAUCAAUUAGGAGAAUCUGUGUUAUGAUUUAUUUUGCUUAUCGAAUUAUUAAAUUAGCUUUCGAUUGUUGUAAUCUAGUACUCUUUCGUUUUUAAGACAAAGGCAGUGUAAUUUUCUCUAUUAAAUAUUUAUUUAAGUACAAAUCUUUAUACACUAAGAUUAAACUAUAUUAUUAUUCUACUUUAUAUUUAAUUUGUACAUAUAUAUUAUGUAUAUAUUGUUGAUAUACAGGAAAAGACUUUUUAUUUUUUAAUAAAUGCCCUCCCAGUGAUAU
Sitophilus oryzae (rice weevil) is the source of this 3294-nucleotide messenger RNA. RefSeq names its product serine/arginine repetitive matrix protein 2-like. Lineage: Eukaryota; Metazoa; Arthropoda; Insecta; Coleoptera; Curculionidae. The record is from RefSeq and is a predicted model, not a curated record.